UCGGCUCAUUAGGUCCGUGGCGUUAGACCAGAAUAGUGUUUGAGAAGACGACCUUCUGUAGAGGUACCAUCGGGAAUAUGAAGAUUCUUUUGUACCUGACGGCGGUCGUCGUGGUUUGUGCUGCCCAGGAUUUUGGUCACAUCAAGAACCUGCAGGUAACGAGUGGUGACGGCUCCAUAACACUGGAGUGGGACUUCGUGGCAGGAGAUCCUACAUACAAGCUCCACAAGUACACUAUUCUUACCGAUAAUGACUUCAGCACUGAUUUCCGCUGCCCUGCUGCUCACUGUACAACCAUCAUAGACUACCUUGAUGCCUGCAAGGAACACACCUUUGAUGUGACUCCUGUUUUUGAUGACACAGUGAAUGGCGGGUCAGUUAACGGAGACACCUCCUCCAUCAGUGGCUUUACUAACGAUCUACCGCCGAGCUCCCCCUCCAACCUGAGGGUCCUCUCGGAGGACGACUCGGGUACAACUCUACAAUGGGACGCCCCCACCAAGAACCCAAUAUGUGUCCAGUCCUACAAGGUUUGCUACAGGCUGGAUAAGGACCCGAAACCCACCUGUGAGACGACGGAGGACACCACCAUCACCCUGGCUGGUCUACAAGCCUGCGGCGAGUAUCACGUGACUGUGACGCCCGUGACGCCCAGUGAUACAGAGGGACCCCAGCUGGAGCAGGACGUCACCACUGAGAAUGGAGUUGCCGGGCCGCCCCAGGACGUGAAGGUGGGAAUCACCACCGACAGCAUCAUCGAGUUGGAAUGGAAUGACCCUGCCAUCAACCCUCUCUGUGCUCAGGACUACUCCAUCACCUAUGGGGAGGUCACUUCUCGACCCCGCUUCGGCUACCACCUGGUGGAGGACGAUGAUGACUACGAUCACCACGCUAACAUCGGCCCCCUGGAGCCUUGUACUGAGUAUAUCAUUAGCAUAACUUCCAUCAGCAAGGACGGACAUGAGAGCGACCCAGUCAGCAGUCAGGCUUCUACUGAUGAUACAGAUCCUUUGCCGCCGAAAUUCAUUGUUGUGGACUCAUCCGGCCCCGACACCAUUGAAGUGAACUGGGGCAAGAACGAGGCUGACCGCUGCAUUGGAUACUACAUUAUCUGCUGGAACGCCAGCAACUCCCUGGACGAGACGUGUGUGAAUGUGACGGAUGCCAAUGGCAAAUACACCAUCACCGACCUCCUCGCUUGUACCCACUACGACGUCAGCAUCACUGUGGUCACCCCGGGAGGCAUCUUUAGUGAGACCGUCAGAAACUUCACCAACACUGGCGAAGCUGCACCAGGUCCCGUGGAGAACCUGAAAGUGGACGACAUCCAGACGACUUCGGUGGAGCUGUACUUCGAGGUGCCUGAGGUCAACCCGCAGUGUGCUGGUGAAUACGACAUCCGAGAGAUCGACCUGGACCACAAUGAUUAUGGAGCCAGAAGACUGACUGAUGAACACAGGAGGAACACCAUCUCUGGCCUCAAGCCCUGCUCCAACUAUAAGUUCCAGGUGCGCGCUGUUAGCUGGAACGGUGAAUAUAUCUCCCCCUGGCAGUCAGUUACAACCAAAACCACCUGUACCUAGUUGCAACAUCUGCUACAGGAGAUGAGUCAGCAGCGCCUACACCCUACUCUACAUCACUGACUACUGUGUCACACUCCGGUCCACUUCAUACUCAGCUCUAACACACAUCUACCUGAUUCUCAGCUGUCUUAGACACAAGGGAUUCACCGUUGUCACGGUUCUCUUGUCUAAGGCCACAACACAGUAAGGAAAUUGUGUUACUGACGUGUAAGAGAAUUGUAGAUGAUUUAUGGUGAAAUUAUCAUCAGUAGUAAAUCACUUACUCCUUCUCUGUUAAUCCUCAUAUACAGCAUAAACCAAGAGACUAUAUCAGGUAUUGUAAUUAUUAACAUUCUAGAACAUCAA
Molecule: messenger RNA, 1928 nt
Organism: Homarus americanus (American lobster)
Lineage: Eukaryota; Metazoa; Arthropoda; Malacostraca; Decapoda; Nephropidae
Product: fibronectin-like
Exons: 8
Coding region: 78-1583 (501 amino acids)
Molecular function (GO): protein binding
Source: RefSeq, a predicted model, not a curated record